CUACUAUAAACCUGUUAUCACCAAUCAAACUCUUCGUUUUUCUCUUCAAAAACUACCUUUCCUUAAUUGAGUUGAAAUUCAUCCAUUCAGCUCAACCAAAUGGCUUCUCUACUUCACUCUGCAAUUCCUCUUUCUCACAACAAUCAUUCUUCAUCUUCUUCUUUACCAAAAAAUACUUUGCCACGACAUCUAAGCAAGGCAAGUAGUGAAAGAUUAUUAGGUGAAAGGAGAAGUUUAAUUUGCAAAGCGGGUCUUGAUGAUGCAGUGUCUUCAGGUAUUGAUGAUGCUGUCUCUUUCACUGAGAAACUACCUGACCGUAUUAAUGAAGCUAAAGCUGCCUCACUCAAACUCAAAUUAUUGAGUGCUGUUUCUGGGCUGAACAGAGGUCUUGCCGCAAGUGAAGAUGAUCUAAAGAAGGCAGAUGCUGCUGCCAAGGAGCUAGAAUCUUGCGCAGGAGCUGUAGAUCUCACAGCUGAUCUUGAUAAACUUCAAGGGAGGUGGAAAUUGAUUUACAGCAGUGCAUUCUCAUCUCGCACUCUUGGUGGAAGUCGUCCUGGACCCCCGACUGGAAGACUUCUUCCCAUUACUCUUGGUCAGGUGUUUCAAAGAAUUGAUGUAGUAAGCAAGGAUUUUGACAAUAUAGUGGAGCUUGAAUUAGGUGCUCCCUGGCCUUUCCCACCUAUUGAAGCAACUGCCACUUUAGCACACAAAUUUGAACUGAUAGGAUCAUCCACGAUUAAGAUUAAAUUCGAGAAAACUACAGUGAAGACAACCGGGAACUUAUCACAGCUACCACAAUUAGAGGUGCCUCAGAUACCAGAUCAGUUCAGGCCAUCAUCAAAUACAGGAAGUGGUGAUUUUGAUGUUACGUACAUCGAUUCUGAUACACGUGUAACAAGAGGAGACAAGGGAGAGCUUAGAGUUUUUGUUAUCGCAUAAGUUGGGCUGCAAUAUAUAUAGUUUUCCCACAAUAUUUUGUUGCUAUAGUUUAAUGUAACAACAUAUCAAAUGUAUAAAUAUGUUCAACAUUAUUCUGCUGGUCCACAGCUUGCAAAGUUGUAAUGCCACUGCAAAUUCGAUUAUGUAUACAGUAAAUUUGACAUGUGA
Messenger RNA from Lycium ferocissimum, 1107 nucleotides. Its product is annotated as plastid-lipid-associated protein 6, chloroplastic. The transcript has 4 exons. The coding region runs from base 100 to 939 and encodes 279 amino acids. The record is from RefSeq and is a predicted model, not a curated record. NCBI's taxonomy places the organism in Eukaryota, Viridiplantae, Streptophyta, Magnoliopsida, Solanales, Solanaceae.